Dibothriocephalus latus is the source of this 537-nucleotide messenger RNA. NCBI's taxonomy places the organism in Eukaryota, Metazoa, Platyhelminthes, Cestoda, Diphyllobothriidea, Diphyllobothriidae. The record is from the annotation of a GenBank genome assembly.
AUGAUGUACGGCCUCAAUGGUGCCGAGAUAGUCUUCAAUCCAAGUGCCACCGUGGAUGGACUGAGACACCGCUCGACGGUCUGGGCCAGUCAACCAUGCGGUGGUAGGAUUGGCAGUGUUGGAGCCGUCGAAUUCUAUUGCUGUUUCAGUGAAUCCCUUUGGCCAAUUGAAGCUCGCAAUGCAGCUAUUGCCAACAGCUACUUCACCGUUGCAAUAAAUCGCGUUGGCACUGAAAUUUUCCCCAAUGAGUUCACAAGCGGUGAUGGCAAACCCGCGCACAAGGAUUUCGGUCACUUCUUUGGCUCAACCUACGUAGCUGGUCCGGACGGCUCACGAACCCCGGGCCUUGACCGUGUCUCCGAUGGCCUGCUAGUGGCCGAAGUCGAUCUGAACCUCUGUCGCCAAGUCCGUGAUCAAUGGGGUUUCCGCGUAAGUUCUGUCGCGUUUUCAUUUGGGUCAACGGAUGCCGCCGUAGCCUGGGAAUCAAUACUAGAUUCACGCAUUCUACGUUUAUUCGUUAAUGACACAAAGACUUGA